AUUAGUUUAUACUUUAUAGUUAGCAAUAAGUCAUGUGGAUCAGUAGUUACAGUGCAGUGUUUUUCAAACAUUAUGUAAUUUUUCGAGAAUUUGCUGGUAGAAAUCUUGCCAGGAGUGUUAUUUUAUGUAAAAAAUUUGUGUAUUAAAUAAAAUACUCUUAGAUCAAAUCAGAAACGCUAUUUUAAUAGAUCUUAUAGAUCUUGUAAGUUUGUGUAUGAUAGCAAUUUGUUUGUAGACUGCACCAUGAAUCACUCUGAAAGAGAUCAAUUGAAUGGUACUCCUGAAAGUACCUCUGACAUGUUAAAUCGCCACAAAACUGAGAAAAAAGAGUUACAAGGUACAAUACAAAAACUGAAAAAGAAUGCUCAGAGUUGCAAAAAAAAGAAGAAAGAAGCCUUGGAAGAAAUAGCUAAACUAGAAGCUGACCUUAAGAAGCGUCAUGAGAUCGAACUGGCAGAUUCAGCAUGUAAUCAAGAAAAAUCUGCGUUGUCAGCUAAUGAAGCGGUUGAUGAUAAGUUAGCAACUCUGAGCCUGUCAGACGACACUCCAACUACACUUGAAGAUAAAAAUAAUCUCUCUCAAAAAAUUACAAAAGUUUCCCGAGCUGCCAAGCGACGAGCAAAAAAGGAAGAUGCAGCGCAGCAGAGGGAGGCUGAGCUGCAAAAGGAGCGCGAGUUCCAGCUCCUGAACAGUCCCCGGUCCAUUGAAGCUCGACUUAUGACAAAACUUAUCAAAGAAAGAAAUCUCUCUGUCACUGAAGUGCAACCUGAUGGUAAUUGUAUGUAUUCAGCUCUAUCACUUCAGCUGGAAGGAUCCAAAUCAAUGGAAAACCUCAGGAAUUUGGCUUCUGAUUAUAUGUUAGAGCACAAAAAUGAUUUUUUACCAUUUCUCACUGAUCCUGAGUCUGGCAACCAGCUGGAUGAGAGCGCCUUCCUUGACUACUGUCAUAAAGUCGCCAGCACGCCGGCCUGGGGUGGCCAGCCUGAGCUCCGAGCCCUAUCUCAAGUUUUAAAGAGAAAAAUAGAAGUCUUGCAGGCUGAAGGCGCUCCCAUGGUGCUGGGGGAAGAGUUUGGAGGAGAGGCUCUGCUGCUCGCCUACUAUCGUCACAGCUUCAGUCUUGGCGAGCACUACAACUCGCUGCACAGGAAGCCCACCGAGUCUCCUCUCGCUUUGUCAUAACUAACUACUAUGUCCAUAUCUCAACAAUUCAUUCACCGCGCAUCAAUAUUAACCUUAUAUCAAUAUUGUUCAUUGGAAUGAUGUUAUGAUACUGAAAAGUUAUUUAACGUGUCUGUUGUCACUUAAAUUAAAAGAUUUGAGUAUAUGAUGCAUUGCACAACCAGUGAUUACUUCAAUUUACAUUUGAUUGAAGUAAUUGCAAUGCACUAUACAUAAAUUUAUCAGUGUGAAGUUCACGUGAAAGAUGGUCAGGGUUUUUACUUUAUUAAUUUCAUGUCGGUAUUCUUAAAUGUUCUCAUCGUCUCUAGAAAAAGUUGUGAAUAAUUGAGCGUUAGAAUCUAGUGUGACUUAUCCAUACAUUUUCGUCUACUAACUAUAAUGUAAUAGCGUUCUGCGUCGCGAUGGCUGCGUGUGCUGUGGUUUUAGGUAUAUCCUUUUAGGCGCAAGGCUUCCAUGUGUUAUUUCCUAAUUAUUUGCGUCACUGAAGCGUUAGUAUUGCAUAGCGUAACAGUUGCUGGCGUUAUAUCAGGUGACACAAAUUUUAGUUUUUUUUUUUUUUAACGAAACUUUCUCUCGAGUUCUGAGCUAAGACGGGCGCAGCGGUGAUCGAUGAAUUCAUAAUUUUAAAUUACAAUGCACAUACUUCAUGAAUCUUCUGAUUCGUCCACUUCCGUUGUAUUCUGUAUUUGUAGUAAAGUUUUUUGAAUGGAAAUAGAAACAAAGAAAGUUAA
Messenger RNA from Hyalella azteca, 1910 nucleotides. Its product is annotated as deubiquitinase OTUD6B. Gene Ontology annotation, molecular function: cysteine-type deubiquitinase activity. Bases 244 to 1179 code for a protein of 311 amino acids. Gene Ontology annotation, biological process: protein deubiquitination. The transcript is spliced from 7 exons. NCBI's taxonomy places the organism in Eukaryota, Metazoa, Arthropoda, Malacostraca, Amphipoda, Hyalellidae. The record is from RefSeq and is a predicted model, not a curated record.